Molecule: messenger RNA, 1790 nt
Organism: Seriola aureovittata
Lineage: Eukaryota; Metazoa; Chordata; Actinopteri; Carangiformes; Carangidae
Gene: rab20
Product: RAB20, member RAS oncogene family
Exons: 2
Coding region: 413-1204 (263 amino acids)
Biological process (GO): intracellular protein transport
Cellular component (GO): endomembrane system
Molecular function (GO): GTP binding; GTPase activity
Source: RefSeq, a predicted model, not a curated record
UUCUGUCAAAAGAAAAAGAAAACUAAUUCAGACAUAGGCUAGUAAAAAAAAGUAAAAUAUAGAUAAACAAUAACAUAGUAAAAACAAUAAAACAAAACGAUGGUAGACCGGGUUGGUGGACAGCUUGCCGUAGCUGAACCUGACAGGCAAAGCUCAGGGUAAAAAGUGCACUGCAAGUCUAGCUUCUCACCUACUUCCUGUUUUACCUCAGUUACUUUUUGAAGUUCAGAGUCAGGCAGCAGAUCUGAGAAUGAGCAAACACUGGACAGUCAUGUUGGCUCAAAUGAACUGUCAUUCAUAAAAUGGCGUUUGUCAGAGGAGUUCGCGAGCAGUCUGAAGAUAUUUUUAUGAGCUAGACCGCGCUUCUUUUCUACGAUAAAGAGCUCCCCUGUAGCGACCCAGCAUCAUCAUUAUGCCCGAGCUGUCGAAAAUGAAGAAGCCCGACGUCAAGGUGGUCCUGCUGGGAGACAUGAACGUGGGGAAGACGUCGCUGCUCCACAGGUACACGGAGAGGAAGUUCAAAGACACUAUCAGCACCGUCGGAGGGGCGUUUUUCCUUAAGCAGUGGGGACCUUACAACAUCUCAAUAUGGGACACUGCUGGUCGCGAACAGUUCCAUGGGUUGGGCUCCAUGUACUGUCGAGGUGCUGCCGCUGUCAUCCUCACUUACGACGUUACCAACUGGCAAAGCUUAGCUGAGCUGGAGGAGCGCUUCCUGUCCCUGACUGAUACUGCCAACCACGACUGCAUUUAUGCCAUAGUGGGCAACAAGGCUGAUCUCACAGACCCUAACGCCCAGCUGUCCCAGGACUCGGAUGGAGUGUCUCAGGACCAAACUGAGUGUGACGAGGACAGGACAGAGCCACAGGUGCUGUCUGCCUGCCCAACACCCCCUGCCUCCCCUGCAUCCCUCUCUGGGAUGGUCCUGCACAAACAGGUUACCCAUGAGGAUGCAGUAGCUCUUUAUGGGAGAAUACUACGCUAUAAGGGCCUGGAGGAAAAGAGCAGCCUGCCUGCAGAGAAGGUGUGCUUCGAGACGAGUGCCAAGACAGGCUACAAUGUGGACACUUUGUUUGAGACAUUGUUUGACCUGGUGCUGCCUUCCAUCCUGAGGAAGAGAAACGAGAACCAGGAGUCUCCUACAGUUGACCUGGAAGAGUGCAGAGGGGCCAGCAGCAAGCGGGCCAAAUCUACCUGCUGCUAGAAACUGCCAAAAAGAGGCGGAGAGGCCACCGCACGCAGAGACUCGUUUUUAACAAAGGACAAUCAACAGGUCGGUCUGAGCACCAAAUACAUAAUGUGAUGGUACUACUUAUUUGACUUGACUCAGACCCAAUAGCAUAAAUGACCUCCCGGUAACACGCACGCACGCACACAUACAUUCUUGAUGCUAUGAAGAUGGUCGGAAAAAGCAACUGGUGUCCAGAGACAUUUCCUAUGUAAGGAAGAGAAAUAAAUGUAUUUUUUGUUAUCACUCUGAGCUUUUAAACCUCCCACGCUGCACUUGUAUCCCAAAGAUGUCUGUGAGCAGAUAAUACACAUAAAAAGUCAAUCACUGCUAUUUUUAAAUGUAAAUUUAUCAGCACUAAUUGUUAGUUGGGUGGCACAUUUCACUAGAUGAAGUUUUCAUAAAUCAGACGUAUUUGAUUUACUUUAAUGUUUUGUUACUAGCAUUGAUACUGAUCUUUAUAUUUUAUUUCCACUUUUGGAACUUUUCAAUGAGUGUAAAUAGUAAAUACCCCUGUUGAAUUUUUACAUAUGUUGUCAUAAUAAAGAUUUUUAUUUUGCAA